AUGAGUUGUGGAAGUUGUGAACAUGAUAGCGUUUGUGCAGUUAUAGACUACGAUGGAAGUCUCGUCAGUAAUAAGAUCAAUCGAUAUGAAAAUGAUAGUAUCUCAAUCAGUGCGAAGAGCUCAGAUCCAUCAUACGACCGAACAUUUCAAAGGGGUACGAUUAAUUAUAUGAGUUGGCGUCACAUUGGACUGCUUGUUUCAACCUUAUCUGCUGGUGGAUUAAAUACGUGUCUUAAACGAGCUCUACUUCCUCUUCUUGAGGCAGAACUCAAAAUGGAGAGAUACCAAGUAGAUGCAGCAAAUGUACUAUUACUCUUACCGUGGUCGUACACUUUCGUUGGAGGAUUUAUAUCAGACACUUUGCCAAUAUUGGGAUCUCGACGUAAAGCGUACAUUGUUCUUGGAUGGAUUGUUUCACUUAUUUCAUGCUUUGCUAUCGCUAUUCUCAACUAUACUCUCGAAUUUAAAGCCCAAUCAAGUCAUGUGGCUACAGAAGAAGCAUUGCGACAGCGUGUAGCUCUCAUCGACUGGUAUGUUGCACUUCUUGUGCUUGCAAGUUUCGGAUGUAUCCUCACAUUAGUCAUUUCUGAGACGUACGUCGUUGCACAAACACGUCGAGAACCGUUAAAAAUGCGAGGUAGAGCACUUGGGACGUUACUCUUGACUCAAUUUACAGGCGAAUUGGUUGGACAAAUUGUAUCAGAUACGGCCAUUUUUCAUAUUUCGGAAUUGGGUAUCAUUCCACUGGUAUCAUUUCGUGAAACAGCAAUGUUUUUUAUGUUUUACUCACUUCUUCCAAUCUUGGCGCUACUUUUCUUGUUCCAUGAAGAAAUGAAUCCUCCUGCAAUUCAUGAUGUUGAUGCUGAUGACACGCAGUCGCAUAUUGUGGAACAAAUCGGCAAUUUACCAGUCGAUUGGCUUCCUAGGUUACGUGCGAAUUGGCUUCGGUUACGUAAAGCCUUAGCACGAAAGUCUACAGUUUACGUCAUUCGCUUCUUCAUGAUUUAUGUCUUUUUGUCCGAGUUUACACUCACGUAUCCCCACGCUCAACUUGCAAUCUGGUGCAACUUUACCGACAAAGCUCAAUCUUCAAGCAACAUUUCAUCCGAAGUCUUUUAUGUGCUAUCAGUUGCUACUUGGAAGUAUGGUGCACUUAAUUGGAAUUGGCGUUAUUGUGUCAUUAUUAGUUUAAUUGUCAUGAUGAUGGUUCCACAACUUAUUUUCUAUAUUAUGGCUUCAAUCUCAAUCAAUUUACGAAGUCAAGAGACUUAUUCUUUCAUCACGGCUUUAAGAGGAUUCGUGCGUGCUAGUAUUAUUAUUCUUGAAGCUGCUGUCUGUGCGGAAAUUGCGCCGGUGGAUGGAGAAGGUGCUUUCGUUGGAAUUAUUGUCUCGAUGAGCACAAUCAUGCGAUUAUUGUCCACAACUUUUUCGAAUUGUUUAGGUUAUGCAUUUGGAAAACCAAGCUCUCAAGAUACAGAAGAGGAUGCAGAUGAAGUUACGUUUAGUCUUGGAAUCUGCUACAUGAUUAAACUCUUAAGUGUUUUGGCGCUCUAUUUCCUACCAAAACAGAAGCGAGAUCUUCAGCGACUUCAUCGAUAUGGUGCUCAAGGCGACACGAAUACUACGUGGUGGGUUUUAGGCUCACUUGGUUGUGCUUUUAUGAUUAGUGCUGCAUUUAACGUGCUAGCUGUCGUCCCAAGCACGUCGUGUUUACAAAUUGUUGGUGGGGCUGGCUGCAAUGGCUCAAGAUAG
Molecule: messenger RNA, 1752 nt
Organism: Plasmopara halstedii
Lineage: Eukaryota; Oomycota; Peronosporomycetes; Peronosporales; Peronosporaceae
Product: transmembrane
Exons: 1
Coding region: 1-1752 (583 amino acids)
Source: RefSeq, a predicted model, not a curated record